Exophiala oligosperma is the source of this 1890-nucleotide messenger RNA. RefSeq lists its product as uncharacterized. The transcript has 2 exons. NCBI's taxonomy places the organism in Eukaryota, Fungi, Ascomycota, Eurotiomycetes, Chaetothyriales, Herpotrichiellaceae. The record is from RefSeq and is a predicted model, not a curated record. Bases 1 to 1890 code for a protein of 629 amino acids.
AUGUUCGCCCUCGAAGAACCUAAGUCGAAAAAGCGACAACGGUCCUCACCAGAGCCUGGGGAUCUUGAGCCGGAGCCGGUAGCAAAGAAACAGAAGCCUCUUUCGGCAAGCCGUGACCUCCCUCGCCGGCGUCCUCCCAGCUUCUGGGACACGUUGUCCAAAAUUCGAUUGAGUCGCGGCGCUCUCCGGGAGUUUGACCGCAGGAACAUUGAAGAGACGAUUCAGUCUUCUGGCACACUCGCACAGAAGGUCGAAUAUCCCACAGGGCGUGGUCCCCUACGGCUCAAGAGAUUUGCUCGACGUGGUGGGCCUGAUCUAUCCCACCUUCGAGGGCUUGCCAGCUUACCUCUGAUCCUUGACAGAAUGAGUGGUUAUACCAGUUCCUCAAGCGGGAAACGGUCUUCCGCCUCCUCGAGGCCGAGCGACUAUACCAAGACCACCUCUACUAAGACCACCCCGUAUAGCGGCAAUUUUGAGCAAAAAUUGAUCGACAUUGGCAUCUACCCCGACGAAUAUGAAUACGCGGAUGGACGUCUAACACCUGAGCCUGCGAAUUUGAGCGAUAUCCAAGCCGCACAACGCGUCGCUCGGGCAUCUCUGUCACCUUCCCGAUUCAAAGAGGAACACUUCAAGGCUUUCAAGCGGGCAAAUGCAAGAGCAAAAGGCGAGACUACUGGAAUGUAUAAUGUACUCCCUUUCAUCACCGGAAAUGAGGCGGGCCAUCGUUUCGAGAUGGGUUUGCCAUUGAGCAACCUGACGCCGUUCGACAAAGAUCUCAGCGACCCCAUGCCCGACGUCUAUCAUGGUGCGCCGCCAGCAACUAUUCAUCCGCGCGUCCGUGCUGACUUGGGACCUUAUAUCAUUCCAUCGACAGCCGACACGACUCGUCCGGCUGCUCCGAACUUCUUCGUCGAGGGCAAAAGCGCUCAAGGACGUGCGGAUGUGGCAAAGCGACAGGUCCUGAUUGAUGGAGCUAUAGGAGCUCGAGCCAUGCACCAACUCCAGAACUACAAGGCUGAAGAGCCACAAUAUGAUAACAAGGCACGAAGUUUUAGCGCAACGUACCAAGAUGGCUAUCUUCGGACCUACGCGACGCACAUUACCGCGCCUUCCACUCCUGGAGGGGAGCCAGAGUAUCACAUGACUCAAACGAACUCAUAUGCAAUGACAGGAAAUGCCAAUAGUUUCCGGGAAGGGGCUACUGCCUACCGCAAUGAUCGAGAUCUAGCAAAGACAGAGCGGGACAGCUCCAUUGCUCAUGCCAACCAGGUGGCCCGCCGAAUGCCUGCCCCCAGCCCCAACACAAGCUGCACGACCAGCCGCACAUCCCGUUCGAUGGUCUCUGUGGCCGGAUCGGACACCUCUGAAGACGAGCUGGCUCGCGAUGAGGUGACGCCAGUCAAACGCCUGAGACCAACUGCGGCGUCACCCGCAGGCUACAAAUCUGCAACCAGACGAGAGGGACGCAUGGCUUCUUUUGAAAGCACUAUGGCUAUUAGCAGAGCACCCUUGAACUCUCCGAGGACCACCAUGUCGACAUCCAGACAUGGUAGACAGCCAUCCAUGGAAGAAACCACAUCGAGGCAGCCGACUAUUCACACACGGCGCAGUGCAGACAAAUCCUCCAAGGAAAACCCUCCUGAGCCAUCCAGGCAAUCUCAAAGCACACAUGACUCAGGACGACGUUGUCAGUCGCGUCCCAUGACUGAGGUCAGCUCGAAGCGGAUGCGCUAUAAGAAUGAGGCUGGUUGGUGUGUACAGCACCAGGGUAAGUCAAUCUUUGUAGCAGAUUCGGAAUGGACGUAUUGCGAGCAGGGUGGGCGGCCGGUUCUCUACUGUGCUGAUCUCAAUGUCUUUACGUAUCGUUCGGAUGGCAACAAGCGUCGGUGA